AGGGGACACGCUUGAGAUCCCUGGGACAACCAAGUGGAGAAUCCAGAGUGAGGGAAUGUCUGGGAACCCGGCACCCUGAAGCAGAGUCAGGGGAGAAGGGACCCCUGCGACCCUCAAAACCCCCAAUAUCCCUAGGCAGCACCCCCAGCAGCCAAGAGAGGAGACCCCCAGAGACCUAGAGUGAAGAGAGCAGAGAAGGUGAACUUCUGAGAAGAUUUUUCUGAACUGAAUCUUCAUAUUUUGAAGUAUUUUCUGGCUGAAUUGUGAUCUUUUGCAAAUUUGGGGGGUGUUUUUGAGUUGUUUGGUUUUUUUCCCCCAAAUCUCGCUAUUUUGUGUAUUUCCGGACUAAGUCUUGGUGUUUUGGAUGUUUUUAUGGUCCCAGGAUGCCCGUUGAGUUCUAGAGAUGGACUUGGGCAGGAGGAACCCCCAAGGCAAUGCACUCAGCCCUUGUUUGCCCCCAGCAGGAUUUGUCCUUCCCAAAGCUUGGGCGGAUGGAGGAGGAGGCUGCAAUGAAGGGGAAGAUGCCACGGGCCCCCCAGGCAGGUGAGGAGGAAGUCAGUGCCCCUUUGGCCCUGUCUUGUGGUGCAUCUGUUGAGCAGCCUCCCAGCAGGGACAAGGUCUUCAGGUGCUUGGAAUGUGGGAAGAGCUUCAGGCAGAGCUCCACCCUCCUCAGCCACCAGCACAUCCACACUGGGGAACGGCCCUACCCAUGUAGGGAAUGUGGGAAGAGCUUCAGGAGACACUCCAACCUGAUUCAACACCAGCACAUCCACACUGGGGAACGGCCCUACACAUGUGGGGAAUGUGAGAAGAGCUUUAGGGACAGCUUUGACUUGAUCCGACACCAGCACAUCCACACUGGGGAACGGCCCUACACGUGUAGGGAAUGUGGGAAGAGCUUCAGGACCAGCUCCAACCUCUGCAACCACCAGAUCAUCCACACUGGAGAACGGCCCUACAAGUGCUUGCAAUGUGGGAAGAGCUUUCAGACCAGCUCAGCUCUCCUCAGGCAUGAGCCAACACACACAGAGGAGAGGCCCUUCCGCUGCACCGACUGCGGGAAGGGCUUCAACCGGAACUCCACCCUCAUCAGGCACCGGCUCAUCCACACUGGGGAGAGGCCCUACAAGUGUGGGGAGUGUGGGAAGAGCUUCUCCAGGAGCUUUUCCCUGACCUCCCACCAACGGACCCACCGGUAAGAGAAGCCCCAGAGUACCCCGACUGUGGGAAGAGCUUCGACUGCUGCUCCCACUCCGAAUGACCCCCCUGAUGGUGAGGCAGCCCCUGGAGUCCAGUGACUGUCAGUCCAUCCCUUUCUACCAGAAAGGGCCAGUCCCCUUUUGCAGGGUCAGGUUGUGCCAACAGAACCCUUCUUGAGGGGUGUGUGGAGAUUCCUGCCUUGGCUGGGACCCUGGGGUCCUGGGCAGGCUCUGAGUGUCUUUGGGGUUUCUUUCAGGGGCUGUUGGGGAGGUUUUGUGGGGGUCCCAGCACCUUUUGGGGUGACCUGGGAGCCUAUUGAGGGGCAGGUGCCCUCCCAAAGCCCCCCCAGAGGGGGGUGACACGUGAAGCCACUCAAAAGGAAGCAGUCUUCGAGAAACAAGAAGUUAAAACACAAAAAUGUAAAGCACUACAGGAAAGCUUAGCAUUAGGAAACCACAGAGGUAAUAAAUUGUCUGAGGGAACAGAACAUGUUGACAAAAAGGAUACUAAAACCAUAAGAUAACACAAAACAAGGAGAUAGUAGCAUCAGCAGAUUUAAGAUGGGCCAAGGUUACCAAGACCCUGCCAACAUCACAAGGAAACUACCCAAAUUAGGAAAGAUUUGAGAAGAGUUCAAAAGUUUACACCGAGGAAGACCAACCAGACGACCACCUCCUUUGAUGAAGGCUCUGGAUCUCCCACCUCCCAACCUCCCCAAAUUGAAGACUCCGCCCAGACUCCACCUAUAUAUGAAUAUUACGAGUAGAUGUUGCAAUGUAAUGAAUAUACAUGAAUAAUGAUGUAAUCCCUACUCAGAAAUUGUAUAAAAGAGCUGCACUAAUUGUUAACGACGGAGCUCUUUGCCCAGGGCGACCUGGAGAGCUCCCCAACGCGUUGCUAAUAAAAUACCU
This is a messenger RNA of Myiozetetes cayanensis, 2111 nucleotides long. RefSeq names its product zinc finger protein 79-like. Gene Ontology annotation, biological process: regulation of transcription by RNA polymerase II. Gene Ontology annotation, molecular function: RNA polymerase II cis-regulatory region sequence-specific DNA binding; DNA-binding transcription activator activity, RNA polymerase II-specific. The transcript has a single exon. NCBI's taxonomy places the organism in Eukaryota, Metazoa, Chordata, Aves, Passeriformes, Tyrannidae. The record is from RefSeq and is a predicted model, not a curated record. Gene Ontology annotation, cellular component: nucleus. The coding region runs from base 435 to 1199 and encodes 254 amino acids.